This is a messenger RNA of Eurypyga helias (sunbittern), 360 nucleotides long. RefSeq names its product CD59 molecule, complement regulatory protein (gene CD59). The record is from RefSeq and is a predicted model, not a curated record. Bases 1 to 360 code for a protein of 119 amino acids. The transcript is spliced from 3 exons. NCBI's taxonomy places the organism in Eukaryota, Metazoa, Chordata, Aves, Eurypygiformes, Eurypygidae.
AUGACCAAGAUGAACUGCAUCCUGCUGACCACCUGCAUUGUUCUGGUCACUUUUUGUAGUUGUGGUUAUACCCUACGGUGUUACCACUGCGAGAACAGCCCCGCUUUGUGCAAGACCAAUAGUACUUGCUUAGCGACGGAAGAUGCUUGCUUGCAGAUGAGAUUUGGUAAAUUGAGAACUUCCUCCUGCUGGAAGUCAUCCCAGUGCAGAAUGAAUGAUAUUGCUGAAUUCUUCCAGUUGGAUAAUUUUGAAUUCUUUUGCUGCCAACACGACUUGUGCAAUGAGAGCGCAAUUACCAGUGUUAGCAAAGCGGCCUUCAGUAUUGCCUCUGCAGUGAGCAUGUUAUGGAUGCUUCUGUAA